Messenger RNA from Cherax quadricarinatus, 1721 nucleotides. RefSeq names its product sarcoglycan alpha (gene Scgalpha). The record is from RefSeq and is a predicted model, not a curated record. Gene Ontology annotation, molecular function: calcium ion binding. Lineage: Eukaryota; Metazoa; Arthropoda; Malacostraca; Decapoda; Parastacidae. Gene Ontology annotation, cellular component: membrane; sarcoglycan complex.
GUAUAGUGACUACCCUACGAAAUUUAUGACAAAUAUUGUCAGCUAUUUUAAUAAUUAUUACUGGCUAUAGUAAGCAAUAUAUUAAAUGUAAUACCGAAAUAAAGUAAAUAUAUAAGUAAAUAACGCAAAAUUUCAGGGAUAAACCUCAGUCAAUGAGGAGAAUGAUUAUUAUUGUUUAGAAAUGGUUAUUUCUGGUGUGUCCUAAAUUUUUGAUAAAGGCCUCGACCCUUGUCCGGAAUUCAAGUCAAUCAAUGGGAGCUGGAGUCAGUUUUAUAUAUUAAAGCGUAUUUCAUCCCUCGUUGGAAGAAUGCUGCUGCUGCUGCUGCUUGGAGUGUUGAGUGUGUUUGUGGGUUCCCCAGACCCUUGUGUGGGCAGUGAUGUGCUGUCUUCUCAGCUCUUCAUUCUUCCUCUCAUGCACCAUAAUUUUAGCUUUCUGACUCCAGGUGUAUCAUACCGGCCCAGUUUGAGGGACAUGCCAGAUCUUCCCAGCUGGCUUCACUAUACGUAUUCUCCUGCUGUGCGUACAGGUUUUGUAUAUGGAGUUCCACCAGAAGGUAUCCAAGAUUUUGAGUUAGAGGUUAUAGCCCGAGACAAACACACGUAUGAAACAUCCCAUCAAGUGUUUAAAAUGAAUGUCUUAGACCAGUCCCGUAAGCCAUAUGAAGUGCGCUUCAAAAUACAGAAUAUGAAUGUUGAAGAACUGUUGGUGGGAGGACGUUGGGACCGACUGCACCAAGUGAUAAGUAAUGACCUGUGGCAAGAAAGUGCAGAUGACCUAACCGUGACUUCUCUUGCCUCUGCUACAGAGCGUGGUGAUAGAUUACCUGCAAGCCCAGAUGAGAAAGAAGGAGUGUAUGUAAGUUAUGGAAGCUCAGUGCCUUUCUCUGCUGCUCUGCUAGAAUUAGAGAAGGAGGUUGAGCCAUUGUGGCACCACCAGCCAUGUCCAUUGUACUUCAAAAAAACUUCUUACGAGAGAUUUUUCCAACAACAAGGUUUUGCUAUUGACUGGUGCAGUUUUAAACUGCAUAACAACAAAAAGAGCAACAUUAUUGGAGAAGAUGCCAAUGGAGAAGAUGAAGGACCCAAGUCUCCUGUCAUCUCUGCUCUGGAAAAUGAGGGGCGUGUAUAUCUUCAGAGGAGGGACCAAGUGGAGAAGCGUUCGUACACUUUUGAUGUUGUCCACACAAUCCUCAUCCCUCUUGUGGUCAUGCUAGUUUUACUGGGACUACUUACCUUGGCUAUGUGUUGCCACAGGAAUCACAUGGAUCAGCAGUCCAGCGACUUUUUUGAUGAGCUCUUUGACGAUUUCCCGCGCAUCCCUACGGGCCAGGAUAUCCAGAUGGUUCAGUAUGCUAGCAUCCACCGAGCUACAGAGGCUCUGCGUACUCUGAAGGGUCGUGAACAUUCACCUCAUCCUUCUACUGCAACUACCACCACUCAGGCUGAUACUCUUACUCGCUCACGUACAGCUAGUCCUUCAUCCACUCUCCCUCGAAAUUCCACACUUAGUCGUCGUUUUGAGGACUAUGCAACUUUGUCUCGGCCAGAUCCACCACCAUAUCAGAGAAAUGGAACGACACCAACUCGUUAAGAGGGACCAAAGUCUUCCAGAGGCACAGUAACUUCCUCUUUAAAAGGAUUUCUAAUUACUCAGUAUGUAGUUGUCAGGAAAAUGAUUAAGUUAUCUAUUAGGAAAAAAAAUUAAAUAAAAGACUAUAAGA